Colletotrichum aenigma is the source of this 657-nucleotide messenger RNA. It is a transcript of the gene priB-1, whose product is annotated as Protein priB. Gene Ontology annotation, biological process: regulation of DNA-templated transcription. NCBI's taxonomy places the organism in Eukaryota, Fungi, Ascomycota, Sordariomycetes, Glomerellales, Glomerellaceae. Gene Ontology annotation, molecular function: DNA-binding transcription factor activity, RNA polymerase II-specific; transcription cis-regulatory region binding. The record is from RefSeq and is a predicted model, not a curated record. Gene Ontology annotation, cellular component: nucleus. The transcript is spliced from 4 exons. Bases 1 to 657 code for a protein of 218 amino acids.
AUGACUGCUUCGCAAUAUGGGGGAGCUUCACCCCUUCUUGACCCAGAUUUGACCGCACAUUUCAGUCAUGCUGAAACUCCAGACCCCAUUUACAAACGCCUCGAAACAUACUUCACACCUCCGAUUACUUACCCUAAGGACUGGCAGAUCUUGGCAUCCCAGCCGAUAGACAGCACUCUCAAACUAGAAGCCGAUGCCUGCGACCCAAUUACUGCCCGUUUGAUUGACAAGGAGGAUGUGGACCUGUACUGGAGUCUCUUCUUCCAAAUACGCAAGUCUUUCGUCGGCCUUCUAGACCCUUUACUCCACACCUCCGAAUACGUCUACUCAAUCUCGUUUACGCUGUUCUCAGUUGUUUGCGCGAUGGGAUGCGGCAUCUCAGGUCGAGCAAGAGACCGGAUUCUAUACCCGACAUUACUAUCGAUCGCCGAGGCCAACGUAAGAUGGUCCAUAGCCAUGCCCGUCAGAUCAGUGGAGCUGAUUCAAGCCAUCAUCAACUUGAAAUACUGGGUACCUCUUUGCGAAAGACAUGCGGAUGAUCCUUACUGGCUUCAAGUCAGUUAUAUCACACCAUUGGCAAGAGAGAUAGGCAUCAACUCCCCUGAUGCCGUUGCAAAGCUGGUGAACGCAGCCCAGCCAAACGCGACCAUUGAGUGA